Messenger RNA from Loa loa (African eye worm), 168 nucleotides. RefSeq lists its product as hypothetical. The record is from RefSeq and is a predicted model, not a curated record. The transcript is spliced from 2 exons. Lineage: Eukaryota; Metazoa; Nematoda; Chromadorea; Rhabditida; Onchocercidae. The coding region runs from base 1 to 168 and encodes 55 amino acids.
AUGGCCAAGAAAAGAGAUAAAACGAUAGCAGUAGCAACAAUAACAACAACAACAAUAAACAACAACAACAACAAGAAGAAGAGCAACAAUAAACAACAACAAAAACAACAGAAACAACAACAAACAACAACAACAACAAUAGAAACAACAAUAAUAGAAUUCUGUUAA